CGGCGCACGAAUCAGUUUUUUUUUCGACGCAGCGCCUGCCGGACGUGAGCGUGCGGUUGAGCAAGAUUCAGAACGAUUAUUCUCGUACCAACAAGAAGAUACUGAUACAGUGAAAGUGUGCCGAGCCGCCGGAGACACAAAACACUCUACCCUAGCGCCUUCUUGAAUAAUUCCUGUAGUAUAAAAGUAGAACAUGGAGGGCCUGCCACGCGCAUUAAACUACGAACUGUCGCAUGACUUACAUUUCGAUCACUACGCUGGUGAGGCAGCUCAGCAGAUUCUUAACAGCGGCAAACACUCGUCCGCGGCCGAGGCCUCAACACCCACGAUCACCACUCUGGACGCGCUGGCCAAUAGUGACUUCCUGAAGCAGAUUGGUGCUACGAUUCUUAACUCCAUCCAGCUGAAGCACCAUCACCAGUUCAGCGAAGCUGCUGCCUCUCCGCGAAACGCCACUGAAGCGAUCAUGGACUUUGACUUGGCCAACCAUGUGAUCCUGGACGGAAGCAGUGUGGAUCAGCUGCAGCAGCAGCUGGAGUACGACAAGUUCAUGAACGAGGUGUGGAUCGGUAUCGUGUUCACACUGAUCCUCAUCUCGUUGGUCUUCUGCAUCUGCUCGUGCUUCCUUUACCACCAGUUUCGGACCUGGAAACGCAACUAUCGCAACAAUGCGAAUAAUUCCACACAGUGCACAAUUGUUGAUAUUGAGGCAUUGAAGCUGCAUCCGGAUUCAGACGAUCCUGUGCCGGAAUAUACCUUGGUAUCGGGCUUGCCCAGCUACGAAGCGGCUCUGGAGCUGUUGCACAAAGCACCCAAAACAUCGUGCCUGAUUGUCUAUCCGAGCGUGUUUAACGUAUUCAAUAAGCACGAACGAGAUAGCUCCGACUCAACAGCAACAUCCGCAGCAAUAACAGCCCAACAAACAGCAAGAACUGAAAGCGGACCAGCUGGAAGUGUGGCAGCGCCACAGACACCUCCGUUAUGUGAGGUAACAAUGCCCCUGCUUCCACCCAGCAACACUCCAGCAGCAGCGCCGAUGGAAGCAUCAACAAUAGCACCGGCAAUAGGCACGCCCACGCCCACGCCCACGCCUACGUAUGAAGCGAUUAAGCCGAACUUUGUGAUGAUGCCCGUUGUGCCCAGCUAUGCGGAGGUAUUUGGCAGCUCCUGUCACACCAUCGAUGAAAAGAAGAAAUCUAAGACAAAAGACAGCCAGUGUAAAGACGACUUGAAGCGAUGAAAGCGGACGGAUUGAUACGAAAUCGUUCUUAUGGAUAUCAAAUUAACUGAGCUCUGUGAUAUUUUCAUUCAUUCUAUUGAUAUCGAUGGGCCUCACCAACCACCUAUGUCGGUACAUAAGUUUUAACUAA
This is a messenger RNA of Drosophila pseudoobscura, 1370 nucleotides long. It is a transcript of the gene comm2, whose product is annotated as comm2. Gene Ontology annotation, biological process: axon guidance. The transcript is spliced from 2 exons. The record is from RefSeq and is a predicted model, not a curated record. Bases 194 to 1240 code for a protein of 348 amino acids. Lineage: Eukaryota; Metazoa; Arthropoda; Insecta; Diptera; Drosophilidae.